AUGGCUGCUGCUCGUAUUAUGGCUACGUCAUCCCACCUCGCUGCUACUGCAGACUUGUUUGCUCCAAUAACUUUCUCUCGAGGCCCAAAUUGGAAGAAUCGUUUUAUGCUGGCUCCACUUACCAACACACAAUCUCAUCCUGAUGGAGUUCUUUCGGAUGACGAAUACAAUUGGUUGGUAAAGCGUGCUGAAGGUGGUCAUGGCCUCGUUAUGACCUGUGCUGCUCAUGUUCAGAAAGUUGGGCAGGGAUUCCCCGGUCAGCUUGGUAUCUGGAGUGAUCAUCACAUUGAUGGACUCACUCGCCUUGCUGAUGGAAUUCGCAAGUUUGGGGCUGUAUCUUCCGUUCAACUUCAUCACGCUGGUAUCCGGUCGCCUGCAGACCUCAUUGGAGAAACACCAGUCGGUCCAUCUGCAACUGAAGAGUUCAAGUCUCGAGCCUUGACUCUUGAAGAAGUAGAACAGCUCAAGGAAGACUUUAUUGUUGCUGCAGUUCGUGCUGAGAAAGCCGGUUUCGACGGCGUGGAAAUUCACGGCGCUCAUGGUUAUAUCAUCUGUGCCUUCUUGUCGUCUGAGUACAAUCAAAGAACCGAUGCAUAUGGUGGCAGUCUAAUGAAUCGAGCCAAGCUCCUCCUCGAUAUCAUGGAUGGAAUCCGCGAAAGGUGUCGUCCAGACUUCCAAUUGGGUCUCCGUCUAUCUCCAGAACGAUUUGGCCUCAAAAUGGCAGAACAAAUUGAACUCGUUAAAACCGUGAUGGCAACUGGCAAAUUGGACUACUUGGAGUUGUCUCUAUGGAGCUGCUUCACACCCCCAGCUGAAAAGGAGUACGCUCAGAAACCCCUCAUUGCUUGGUUUGCUGAUAUUGAAAGGAACGGAUGUCGUUUGGGGGCUGCUGGAAAACUGUAUACUGCUGCUGAAUGUCGACGGGUGCUAGAAGAGUACAAAUACGAUUUUGUGGUCAUGGGCCGAGCCUCAAUUAUUCACCACGACUUUCCAAAGCUCGUUAAAAGUGAUCCAAACUUUGGAGCUAUGGAAUGGCCUGUACCAAAGGCUCACUUCCGUAAAGAAGCUGUCUCUGAUACAUUUAUUACUUACCUCGGCCAAUACUUCAAGGCUAUGAUUGGAGUCUAG
This is a messenger RNA of Synchytrium microbalum, 1128 nucleotides long. RefSeq lists its product as uncharacterized. Lineage: Eukaryota; Fungi; Chytridiomycota; Chytridiomycetes; Synchytriales; Synchytriaceae. Bases 1 to 1128 code for a protein of 375 amino acids. Gene Ontology annotation, molecular function: oxidoreductase activity; FMN binding. The record is from RefSeq and is a predicted model, not a curated record. The transcript is spliced from 7 exons.